CUCUUCUUCACAAGUUAAGAGUUGGAGUUCAAGCUCACAGACGUACGUACAGUCAAAGCAGAUAUUCCUUGUCUUGCUGAUCGUAAUCUCACAGAGUGCAAGCCUAAUUCUCGUAAUUUCGAAGCACAAAUUUCUGUUGGAAUUUGUUGGUUUCAGAAGCGGUCGGCAUAUUAGAAAGGACGGCUUUCUUAUCACAGGAGGUUACUCAACCAGAGCAAUGAAAGAGGGUACAGCUAUGAAUCUCAGGAUUAAUUCUGUCCUGCAGAGCAUGAAGGGGUUUGAUGUCGAUCUCCAAGAUGAUCACAUCGUGGAAGCAGGUCUUCUCCUACUCAUAAUCGUAUGGUGCGUCAUAGUUUCCGUAUCUGCCAUUGUUCUCACUGCUUAUAUCUUCAUACGUUGCAAAAGAAGAGCUUACCAUCCACAAGAAGACUCAGAUACUGGAUCCAGUGCCAGUGAUCGGCCCCCCCGUCUGCGAGGGGUGAUUACAUUGGUGACCUCGAUUCUGGUGAGGAGCCACAACUUCUCUGAAACGCAGCGACAAGUUCAGGAGACCGAUGCAGGCGCAGGUUCCAGCUCAGUGGAUCCUUUUGAGGCGGCGUGGAAAGAUGUGAAAGAGGUAUUGACUCGAUCUGCCCUGGCUGCUCAAAAUUCAGAUGGGACGGGUGAAAAUCAUAAUGUUUCAUCGAGGGCUCCACAUCACCGAGAAGCUGAGGCUGAGAUGACAGAACUAAUAUUCUGUGAAGAGCAACUGAAAGCCCAAGAUUUCGUGGACCUAAUAUGUUGUUCAAGUAUUCAAAGUACAUCUCGAUCCGAUGAUCUUGCUCCCGAAAAAGCACCUUCUUCCAUAUCUAGGUCAGACAACAAAGCCUCCAGUACGAAGCAGCGUGAAGGCGAUCGAGAGAAAAUUGACGGUUUUGCACCAUGCCUUGUGGCCAGAUCCAUAAGCCUGUCCAGAGCAAGGUCUAACUGGUUCGAACGAGCUCUCCUAUCGAGGUCGCAUAGCGUCCCAAGGCGCGAAUCUCAGAGCUCCGAUCUAAGCAAGACACUCCCGUCCGACACUGACCUGUCAGCCGGAGUAAGAGCAGUCUAGGCAGCUCCAAUAGAUCCACAGAAGAAUUUCGCGGCAUCCAAAGUUCGCCAUAUAUCUUCUGGUGGCAGUUCUCAGGAAACGGAAGCAUAAGUGUCCUCGAAACACAUAUCUUGAUCCCGAUACAUCGAUCACGUGUAUAUAGAAAUUAAGUAGGAUGAACCCUCCAUCACAAGCCCUGAUUUGUAUUCAACUCGUCAGGAGGAGGAAUUUCUACAUCUCAUCUCAAAGUCUUGUGCAUCGUAUGGACCUGAAUUCCAGUGCUCGAAUGAUUUUGGGUUCAUAUUGUGUAAAGAAUGUACAGAUGGGGCUUGAAAUGCAGUCCAGAACAGCUUGUCUUCAAGCCUACUGAGGCCCAAGGACAGAUGAGUGAGCAAUGAACAUCAAUCACAUCAAGUUACAGCCAAGAAUGUUGUCGUAAAUUUCAGAUUCACCAGCCAAAAAUGGAGCCUGAUUUUUUGAUCAAGUUAGAGAUGGGCUAAA
Marchantia polymorpha subsp. ruderalis is the source of this 1570-nucleotide messenger RNA. The record is from the annotation of a GenBank genome assembly. Lineage: Eukaryota; Viridiplantae; Streptophyta; Marchantiopsida; Marchantiales; Marchantiaceae.